This is a messenger RNA of Osmerus eperlanus (European smelt), 2395 nucleotides long. It is a transcript of the gene nop53, whose product is annotated as NOP53 ribosome biogenesis factor. NCBI's taxonomy places the organism in Eukaryota, Metazoa, Chordata, Actinopteri, Osmeriformes, Osmeridae. The record is from RefSeq and is a predicted model, not a curated record. Gene Ontology annotation, molecular function: 5S rRNA binding. Gene Ontology annotation, biological process: ribosomal large subunit assembly; rRNA processing. Gene Ontology annotation, cellular component: nucleolus. Bases 40 to 1401 code for a protein of 453 amino acids. The transcript is spliced from 12 exons.
UAAAUCUCCUGACGAAGAAGUACGCGUGUUUGUGCUAGCAUGGCGGCCAAGAGGGUGAAGCGCGUGGCAGCGGGACAACCUGGCUUUCUGUCGUUUAAACCACCGUCCGAUCAUGAUGAUUUGACAGGCGGGCGGAGGAAGCGUGUAAAUAAGAACAAGAAAAAGAACUGGAACAAACACAGCGAUAUUCAGGAUGUCGAAGAGUUUUUGGAUGAUGUGAGACUUCAGGAAAGGGCCACGGGAGGCCUGAUAUCAGAGAAGUCCGAUGAAAGUCUAUUUUUCUUGGACGUUGGAGAACAGAGGAAACCUAUCCAAGAAGAACCAGAGGAGAAGGGGAAGAGGAGGAGGUCGAAGCCCCUGAGGAUAGACCUGAUUUUGCAGCAUGACUCCCUCGUCCCUGCACCCAAAGAUAUCAUGGCCUACCAGCAGCCGAACGCCAAGAAGCUGCGGCGCACUGCGGAGAGACUCGAGCAUCUGGCCGCCAAGGGCAAGAUGCCACGGAGGCAGAAACGCCUGUUGAAUCGCAGGGCGGCCACGGCGGCAACAGCAACCAAGAAGCAACCAGUGGCCAACAACCAUCCUGACAGACCGUAUUAUGACCUGUGGGGGGCUGAAGCCAAAGAGACCGCAGACCCUUAUUUCUUGGAACAGACUGGCAAGAAACGCGUCAAGAGACCAGAGAAGCUGAACGAGAAGCCGUCCACCCUCCCUGCUGUGGAGGUCAUCGCUCCAGGAGGCUCUUACAACCCCGAGUUCUUCUCGCAUCAGGCCCUGCUGCUGGAGGCCCAUGAGGUGGAGGUGAAGAAGCUGAAGCAGGAGCUGCGGCUGGAGAAACAGCUGGCCGUCAACAGAGAGGACACCGCCACAGAGGAGACGGUGUUCCAGGAGCAGGUGGAGGGCCUUCUGGAGGAAGAGGAAGGGGAGGAGCCAAACGAGGAAGACGAGAUGCCUGUGGGCGCGGUGCCACAGGAGAAGAAGACGGAGAAGCAGAGGAAGAAAGAAAGAAUGGAGAAGAUCAAGGAGCAACAGCAGCAUAGCCUGCGCACCCUGACUGAGCGCCACCAGCAGCUGUUCCAGCUGCGCUCCAUCCAGGCCUCCCUGAAGCAGCGGGAUCAGACCACCAGGGAGAGGCAGAAGCGGCGACGUGCCAAGAUGGAGGCCCAGAAGUCUUUGCCUCGACGCCUCGGCAGGCUCAAGUUCCAGGCCUCAGACCUCGAUGUGCAGCUGAGUGACGAGAUCCCAGGCUCCCUGCGCACUCUCAAGCCAGAGGGCAGCAUCCUCAAAGACCGCUUCAAGAGCAUGCAGAAGAGGAACCUGAUCGAGCCCAGAGAGCGAGCCAAGUUCAAGAGGAGGCACAAGCUGAAGUACACAGAGAAGAGGGCUUUCAAGGAGAUCACUUAAUCCCCCCCUCCACCAACCAGUCAGACUGCCCUGCCCCAUCCUCCUACCACCACACAUUACACCCAUUCUGGAUUAUCAGCCCAACUUGUACAAUUAAAACCUAUUUCAGGCCUGGUAAACGGUCCUGAUGUAUUUAUCUGAGGUCUCUGAGCAGGUGUCUGACUCCAGCUUUAGCUGCUCUGGUACCUUUAAAAAAAAAUUGUGGAUCUCUCCUUCAGCUAGGGGGUUUGAGGACUAUUCUUCUUCCUUCUGCCCUCUCCUUGGUAACCUCUGAGCUGAAACACGGGGGAAGAUGAGGGUGUGUGCUGUUGGGCCUGGCUUUCACUCAUCCAGUCACAUUAGAUCAGUGUUUAUAUACUCAGGCACGAGGGAAGCUGGGCUCCAGCUUGAUUAUUGAGAGGGAAAUCUCUGGGGUCCUUAACUUGACCUCAAUUUGUGCUUCAGUGAUGUCACAGACUGGCAAUCCAUCACCCAUGCUGUUACCACCGUAAUAGAGCAGGUCUGACUAGGUCAGGUGUCCGUUUGGUGGUUGUGUCGGGGCAGCACCAUGGAUUCCCCAGGGGACUCUUGAUUGGUGGAGAGUCACAGCAGGUUGUCACCUUGCCAACGUCUGCCUGAGGGAGAGCAGGAGUCUGAGACGCUCCCAUCACGUGGCUUCUCACCAGUCACGUCGCUCCGCACUGGCACCUCCUCUAUCCUGCCUGGCUCCUCCCCUGUUGUGUUGGUCCCUUCUGCGCCGUUGGAGAAUAAGCAUGUGCCUUCCUCCAAUCCCGUGUGUGGGAGAUGAGGGCAGAGAAGGGUUAGUUGGGUGUAAAAGACAUGUAAUCCUGGACUUUACCUAUGCCAAGUUCACAUUUGGCAGAGGACUCUAGGCAGUUAGACCAUUGGACCCGACAUGGGAGUUUUAAUUGUCUGUUGAAUUUACAUGGGUUCUAUUGCUGCAGUACUUAAACUGCAGCAAUAUGUUUUUGAAAAUAAAAUGAUUGUUGAAAGC